Molecule: messenger RNA, 2199 nt
Organism: Myzus persicae (green peach aphid)
Lineage: Eukaryota; Metazoa; Arthropoda; Insecta; Hemiptera; Aphididae
Product: tRNA selenocysteine 1-associated protein 1-like
Exons: 6
Coding region: 776-1813 (345 amino acids)
Molecular function (GO): RNA binding
Source: RefSeq, a predicted model, not a curated record
AUUACGUCCAAUCAGGUGACAGGACGUGAAAAUACAUAGUUUCACGUCGGACGUGAAAAUAGCCUCUACGUUUAACAAAAUAGCGUGCAGUGUGCACUGAAAUUCCACUAUAGCAUUUAACACUACACGCUAUCUUUUAUCUAUGACUACACGAUUAAUUAUUUGAAAACAUUAGUUUUCAACAUGAACUAAGAUAAGGUAUAUCUUAGUUCAUGGUUCAUGGUUUUCAUUGUUUUCAAUAAUAAUUCUAAUAAGAAAAAAACAUCAUUAUCAAAUAUAAAUAAUAAAAUAAUUAUAAUGAUAAGAAAUAUGAUAAACCGGAAAGUUCAAAUUAGCUAAUAACGUGUCCCGUCAUAAUUGAAAAACGGUUCAUAUUAUCACAGAAUAAUAUUAUUUUAGAAAAUGCACGUCAUAUUGCACUCACAAAGUCGGUGGUGCAGAAAACGUGGACACGAGUGUUCUCAGUGAAAACAAAACACUCGCCGGUUAACUGUUAAAUUGGUCAAAUCGAAGUUUAUCUCACCUUAGUGGUUAUCACUCAAUAAUUCAUAUUUCCAUGUGAUGGUGAAUAAUCUCAUAAUGAUCAAAAUUAUAUUAUGAAUAUUAUGAUGGUUAUUGAUUGCCGGUCGGAUAUAAAAUCUCAGAAAACUAAAUAAUUGUUCAUCUUAUUAAUUAUUUAUCAUAGGUAGUACUUGUAUAGUCGUAUAGUCGAGGUUUGUUCUUGCAAAUAGUAGAUUCAUCUUACUGUUCUUUUAUUGGUAUAAUUUUGAUCAACAUGUAUACAAAUCAGUACACUCCUCAGUAUUCCCAAUAUAAUCAACAAUAUCAGCAAUAUCCAUCUAAUUACUAUCAAAUGUACAAUUAUAACCAACAACCGGCUUAUAACACUCCACCGCCAACGCAAACAGCUGCAACAUUUAUAAGCCCAAACGUACCUGUUCAACAGCCACAAGCGUCUACUUCUGGACAAAAUGUGUCAAGUAUCUGGAUGGGAAGCCUGGAGCCUUAUAUGACUGAGAGUUUCAUCACAGGUGCAUUUCAAAAGAUGGGAGAAUAUCCAAAGAAUGUUAAGUUGAUGCGCAAUAAAAAUACUGGUGAAACCGCUGGCUAUGCAUUUGUUGACUUCUAUGAUCCAGUAUCUGUUAUGCAUAAACUCAAUGGAAAAUAUAUACCGGGUACUAAUCCACCUGUUAGGUUUAAGCUCAAUCAUGCUGGAAAUCCUGGAAAAAUUACUACAAGUGAUAGAGAUUUUUCUGUGUGGUUAGGUGAACUUAGCUCAGAUGUAGAUGACUAUCAGUUAUAUAAAACAUUUGCUUGUCGCUAUCAAUCUAUACGAACAGCUAAAGUGGUCUUAGACAGUGCUGGUUACAGUAAAGGAUAUGGUUUUAUUCGUUUUGGCAGUGAAGAAGAGCAAAAACACUGUCUUAACAAUAUGAAUGGUUUUCCAGGCCUUGGUUCUAAACCUAUAAAGGUUAGCAGUGUCAUACCAAAAUCAGAACGUCAUAUUGUAGUUGCUUCAAAUGACUCUCAAGGGUACAAGGCUAGUCAAGAUUAUGGACAAUAUUUUGAAACUAACUAUUGGCAUCGAUAUUCAAUGUGGAAUCAACCUCAAAGUCAGAAAUGUGUGCUUAAGCCAGAACCAACUAUUCAAACUCCAGUUGUUAAAGCUAAUGGCAAUUUAACUCUUGUUGAUUACAAAAAGUCGAUUGACAUAGAUGCAUUAAACAAAGACCUGGUCUCACAAGAUUACAAUUUAUGGGAUGCGCUUGAAAGUUCUAAAUGGCUACCACUUUACACUAUAGAAGUUAUUUAAAUAUUAAUAAUAAUUCAAAUAUUCAAAUACAUUCUGUUAAGGUUUUCUUCUAGUCCACAUUUCUUGUAUGUACAUUACGUAAUAAUUAUAUAUAUAAAUUUUGUAUAACUAAGAGAAAUAAACUUAAGAAAUAUAACUUAAAAAAUAAAAAAGAUAGAUAUAAUUAUAACUUAUUUGAAAUGUUAUAACUUAAAGUAUAUUGGCAAUUAAGUUUAUUAAGUACCAAUUUGUUGUAUAUUAUGUUGUUUUUCUAUUAAUACGGGAUUGUGAUGUAUAUCUAUACUGUUAAUUCAUAUUUAGAUUAAUUAACUGCAAAUCAUUUUUAUUUCGUCAGUGUUCCUUAUUUAGUGCGAACACUGCUAACCAAUUAAACAAUUUUAAGAAAA